This is a messenger RNA of Pocillopora meandrina, 858 nucleotides long. The record is from the annotation of a GenBank genome assembly. NCBI's taxonomy places the organism in Eukaryota, Metazoa, Cnidaria, Anthozoa, Scleractinia, Pocilloporidae.
ACGGAUGGUUUUCUGGAUGAUGAAGAGUUCAUUGUUCUUUACGAUUAUUACCAACCCGUUAAUCCUUCAUUUCCGUACUGGAAUUUUGAUCCAUUCUGUUUGGAUGUGUUCGACUCUUGCGAGUGCGAAGCUCACUUCAGGGUGGCCAAGGAUGAUAUUCCGAUGUAAUUGAACGCAUUGCGGAUUCCGGAGAGUUUCAAGUGCCCACAGGGAACAGUUUGCAGUGGCUUAGAAGGACUUUGUUUACUGCUAAAACGACUAGCAUACCCAUGCCGCUAUUUCGAUUUAAUUUCAACUUUUGGACGUCCGGUGCCAGAGCUGUGCAUGAUCGCUAACACUGUACUUGAUUGGGUUUUUAAUGAACAUGGGUUUCGUUUAACCUCUUGGAAUCAGCCAUUUCUUACCCCUGCUUGCCUUCAAGAAUACGCCUGUGCUAUAGCAAGACAAGGAAGUCCACUUACCAAUUGUUUUGGUUUCAUUAACUGCACGGUUCGCCCCAUAUGUCGCCCUGGAGAAAAACAGCGCGUUGUAUACAACGGGCACAAGCGUGUUCAUGCGCUAAAAAUUUCAAUCCGUAGUAGUGCCAAAUGGUUUGAUAGCAAAUCUUUAUGGUCAAGGGGACGUCCUAUGUCUCUAUGGAGACCCAGCUUACCCUCUUCGUCCUCAUUUAAUGGCCCCUUACCGAAUAGGGAGGUUCCAGUAUUUACAGCCGAUAUGGAAGCAUUUAACUCAGCAAUGAGUUCUGCUAGAACUUCGGUGGAAUGGCUAUUUGGCGAUAUCUCCAACUCGUUCAAGUUCUUAGAUUUCAAGAAAAACUUAAAGUUAGGAUUAAGCGCAGUUGGAAAGCAAUAUAUAUAG